Rhodofomes roseus is the source of this 534-nucleotide messenger RNA. RefSeq lists its product as uncharacterized. The record is from RefSeq and is a predicted model, not a curated record. The transcript is spliced from 2 exons. Bases 1 to 534 code for a protein of 177 amino acids. Lineage: Eukaryota; Fungi; Basidiomycota; Agaricomycetes; Polyporales; Fomitopsidaceae.
AUGCCUACCAACAUCGAGCUCGCGAUCGCCUCCGCCUUGUACAGGCGCAAGGAGCUCACUGUGUACAACGUCUUCAUCGACUACCUCCGAAUCAUCGGCUACAUCGCGCCUGGGCAGAAAGAAGCAACUGUCCCUCACGACGCAGUCGUCGCCUUCGAGCAUGCGCUCGAUAAAGAGCCCAUCCUCCGCCACCGCCGCGUUACUCCCGACGCCGCCCUCUGUACGCGCAUGUACACAAAGGAGAUCACGGAGCUCAGGAAGACAUACUGGACGGAGAAGCUGGGCUCGUCGUCGCCCGUCCGCUGUACGUGCUCGACGUGCGGAUGCACGAUCGCAUACGAGAAGGAGGCCGAGGUGGACGAGCGCAAGGAUGACGUGCUCGCGGAGAAGCAUAGAUCACGGCGUCUGAGGGACGAAAGACCGCCAGGGAAAGUCAAGUCACGCCGUGUUGCUAAACGCUUGCGAGACUCUGGCACCUGUGCGAUCGCGCCUCUGGACCCGUACGGUCCCUCGACGAGUACUUCUGUAAUGUGA